Molecule: messenger RNA, 857 nt
Organism: Dicrocoelium dendriticum
Lineage: Eukaryota; Metazoa; Platyhelminthes; Trematoda; Plagiorchiida; Dicrocoeliidae
Source: the annotation of a GenBank genome assembly
CUCGCAAUGACUUCUAUGGGCUACAUAUCCGUCAUAGUGAAUAUCGCUCUGCUCAGCGUCUCGGGUGCCAUUUAUGAGCUGUUACCCCAAAUGAGUACCGCACAAUCCAUUCUACUCCUUGUGGUGGUUGAGCACUGCAUCUAUGUGCUCUACUACACUCUCUCUUCUCUCAUACCCGACACACCGAGUUCCGUGAUGCAACAGCUGGCAGUGCUGGAAUACCGUCGCCGCGAGGCACUUCGAACAUUAGAACGUGAGUCAAUGCGAGAAUACAAACGCCAAAGGUCCACCUCAAAAUCCCAACAGGACAAUGGUCUUGAAGAAGAUAAACCAACGGAAUGAAUCGAUUAUUGGCAACAGUGUUUCCGAGAUCGAUGGCUGUGACAGUUGUUCUCCAACUUCUUUUCGGUUGAUACUUUCGAUAUACCUCCAUUAUCAUCACUUCCUUGUAUUUAACCCACAAAAACUGAGUCAUCAUGGUGAUGGUUAAAGAAGAGUGCAAUCCGCCUAAUUUAUCUUUCAACACAAACGCGACAGAUUUUAUCCCGAGCCACCUAUUAUUUUCUGCUUCAGACACCUUGAUUUUCCAAAGAUUGUGUUAUUAUUUCCUUCCCUACUGUACUGAGAAUUUCUACACCGAUGUAUCUUCCUACGGGCGAUCUCUGGUCGAUUUACACAUCAACACAGCUUGCAAUGACCGUGUAGAGAACUUGAAUACGACGCCCAGAUGGCUGAUAGAUGCACAAAGAAGCACAUGACAACAAUGUGUAAUUAACGUUAAAGAUUGAAUCGGCCAGAGUACAGUUUAUUCGCUUGUUUUUGUGCAAAAACAUUUACAAUAAAAUUCCUAUUGCCUU